UUGGCAUUUCAAGUCUCACUCGUUCAGUUCCUCUUUGUGCGUUUAUAGUUGUAUCGCUGUAGCAACGGGAAAAUGAGUGGGCGGUCGUGUGGUCAGUCUGGAGCUCUUAAAUGGACCUGCUGCUGUCCUCACACACUCACACAGACACCGAGGUCAGCAUGAAGUGGACACACACCUUCACAGGGAUUUUUCUGUGCUCCUCCGCCUCCGCUGUGAUGCUCCCGCUGCCUGAGCACGGAUCCGGUUUGCAAAUUACAGGCCCCAAGAUUGUUGCUGUAACGCACAGAUUAGACGUGAACGACUACUACAUUACCUGCAAAGUGCAGGCUGAGUCACUUAAAGCAGAGACUACAGUGUACUGGUUGGUCAACGGCAGCUUUGUGGAGGAGGCCUAUCCAGAUGGCAGAGUGAAAACAUUUCAGAAACGCGUCACCAGUUCAAGUCGGCCCCUCAAGACUACUCUGCAUUUCACACAGGUUUUACCAGAGGACUUCUCCACCACUUUGACCUGUAUAGCACUGAACUCUGCUGGGUUUGACACGAGAAGGACAACAUUAAAAAAAAAAAAUGGGCUACUGGAUCAUAAAAAGAGAAUAGUGGUGUGAUGCAUGGCAUGGGACGUCUUCAAAACGCACUGAGCAGCACUCAAUUUAGAUAUUUGUAUAACUCAGAUUUAUUCUAAAUCUCUUUUGUACUUGACCCACAGAAUAUGCUAAUGGUACAUUGGAGCUGCUUCCCACCAAAAGUCAGUUGUGAUAACUCAAAUGAUAGCUAAAGCUAGUUUUUGCAAAUCUUGUUUUAUUAAGGUUAAUAAAGCGAUAAUGUUUACCAUCUGCUGUUAAAUACAUAAAAUGUUUGAAAGUCAUUUACAUAAACAGCACUUACCCGAAAGUAUGUGUUCGGUUUUAUGAAGGACUAAUGUGUAAACUUGUUGUGAUUAAUUAAAAAUGCAAAAUACUUUCAAUGAAUGCUUUAGUAUCAUUUCAGACUGUUCUAUAUGUACUGUGGUGUAGAUGUUUACUUGAGAUGUAGGAUAUACUCACAGUGAAUAAAUGCUUGGUUUAAUUUUCAAA
This is a messenger RNA of Pygocentrus nattereri (red-bellied piranha), 1073 nucleotides long. Its product is annotated as interleukin-1 receptor type 2-like. The transcript has 6 exons. The coding region runs from base 111 to 605 and encodes 164 amino acids. The record is from RefSeq and is a predicted model, not a curated record. NCBI's taxonomy places the organism in Eukaryota, Metazoa, Chordata, Actinopteri, Characiformes, Serrasalmidae.